Messenger RNA from Nezara viridula (southern green stink bug), 237 nucleotides. The record is from the annotation of a GenBank genome assembly. Lineage: Eukaryota; Metazoa; Arthropoda; Insecta; Hemiptera; Pentatomidae.
AUGUUAAGCGUGGACGCCAGAAACCAGACGGUGGAGUCAGGCCGGCACUGGAGUGAGGAAGGGACCCUGGGCAACAGAGCCUACUUCCAGUCGAGUGGACAGCCAGCUCGACUCACCAUUGAGAGUGUCAGGGACGGCGAUGCUGGAAUCUACCGUUGCAGAGUCGACUUCCGCAAGUCCCCUACCAGAAACACCCGGGUCAACCUCACCGUCAUCAGUAAGUACCUAGUUUCUUAA